This is a messenger RNA of Chondrus crispus (carragheen), 1668 nucleotides long. RefSeq names its product Animal heme peroxidase homologue. Bases 1 to 1668 code for a protein of 555 amino acids. Lineage: Eukaryota; Rhodophyta; Florideophyceae; Gigartinales; Gigartinaceae. The record is from RefSeq and is a predicted model, not a curated record. The transcript has a single exon. Gene Ontology annotation, biological process: response to oxidative stress. Gene Ontology annotation, molecular function: peroxidase activity; heme binding.
AUGGCAAGAGCCGCCAAAUAUCUCAUCCUCUCCUUCACUCUCUUCCUCUCUGCCCUCGCUCAUCAUCCGCAACUCGACGCCACCGACGGUCUAGAAACCACACGGCAAGUCAACCGUGACGCGCCAAGUGGAGCGCCCAGCUUUGACACGGUCUGCAACCCAAACUUCCGUUCCUUCGACGGCACGUGCACCAACCCCCAACACCGGCUUCUCGGCUCGAAGGGACGCGCGCACGCCUCGCUCGAAGAUGCCGCCUCCUCUGUCGUGCCGACGGGGGCCGAUCGGCCCUCGGCGCGCUUCGUGUCCAACGCUCUCUGCAGGCAGUCCAUGGACGCGUACAACAAGCGGGGGGUAAACGAACUCGCCGUCUUCUUCGGGCAAUUCAUCGACCACACCAUCGUCUCGACGCCGAGCGGCGGCGACGCGUUUCCCAUCGCGGUGCCAAACGACGACCCGAUCUUCGCCAACGUCACGGGCAAGCUCAAGUUCACGCGGUCCGCGCGUAGCGGCGUCGAGGUGCGCGGCCAGCGCACGGGCGCCGAGCGCCCGACUAACGCGCUCCCCGCCGCGCUUGACCUGUCGACGGUGUACGGCGACUCCAAGGUCCGCGCCGACGCGCUGCGCUCCUUCCGCGACGGAAAGCUGAAAAAUAGCUCCGGCAACCUGCUCCCGCUCAACGACAGGGGCCUCUCCAACUCGCCUAACAACUCGCCCGGCUUCUUCGUCGCCGGCGAGACGCGCGUCAACGAGCACCCCAUGCUGACGUGCCUCCACACGCUGUUCAUGCGCGAGCACAACUCGAUCUGCGACGAGCUUGCGCAAGCGUACCCGGACUACAACGACGAGCAGCUGUACCAAACGGCGCGCAAGAUCAACGGGGCGCAGUUUGCCAAGAUCGUAUUCGAGGAAUUCUACCCGGCGAUGACGGGGCGGGCUCUGCCGGCGUACAGGGGGUUCCGGCCCGACGUGGACGUGAGCAUCCUGGACGUGUUCUCGACGGCGGCGUUCCGUGUGGGGCACACGAUGGUGGGCAACGUGGUGCGGCGGGUCGGGCGCGACGGGGUUAGCAAGUCGGCGUUGCGCAUGUCCGAGACGUUCUUCCGCGGGGCGGACGCGCUGGCGGACGGGAUCGACGACUUCCUGCGGGCGGCGGCGGGCACGGCGGCGCAGGAGGUGGACCUGCUGGUGCACGACAGCGUGCGGGACUUCCUGUUCACGGGGGUGGCGGAGGAGAGCGGGGUGGACCUGAUCGCGCUGAACAUCCAGCGCGGGCGCGACCACGCGAUCCCGGGGUACGCGCGGGUGCGCGAGCUGGUGGGGCUGGGGACGGUGCGGGGGUUCGCGGACAUGCCUGCGGCGACGGCGGUGCGCGCGGCGCUGAUGGGCGUGUACGGGAAGGUGGAGAGCGUGGACGCGUGGGUCGGGAUGGUCGCGGAGAGCAAGGAGGGCGGGAUGGGGGAGACGAUGGGAAAGGUGUGGGAGAUGCAGUUCGAGAGGCUGCGGGAUGGGGACGCGUUUUAUUGGAGAGGGGAUGAGGGGCUCAUGGCGAUGCGCGGGAAGGUGGGGAGGGUGACGGAGCUGUUUGAGGGCGGCGGCGGGAUGGCGGCGGUGCUGAGACGCAACUCUGAGGUGCGGCCGCGGCCGGGGAGGGUGUUCUUUGUUGAGUAG